This is a messenger RNA of Cercocebus atys (sooty mangabey), 3052 nucleotides long. RefSeq names its product spermatogenesis-associated protein 31D1-like. NCBI's taxonomy places the organism in Eukaryota, Metazoa, Chordata, Mammalia, Primates, Cercopithecidae. The record is from RefSeq and is a predicted model, not a curated record.
CUCAUACAGCCUGUUAACAUCUCCUUUGUCAGUCAUGACAUUCUGGCACUCUUGGAGAGACAAGUCAAAAAAAGGUGUGAUCUCCUCAUGUGGAAAGAAAAUGAAAACAAAGCAGGAUCUUUCCCAACACAACUUAGGCCAAACUACCAGCUAAAGUCUUCACGGAAAAUGUUAGCCUCAAUUGCUGAUAAGCAUGACUUGGCAGCCUCCCUUACUUUUUGGGCUAGUAAAGGCAAACUAGAGGGGCAGCACACCCAUCAGCAGCCCCCAUACUCUAAGUGCUUUGAGGACCAUUUAGAACAAAAAUAUGUGCAGCUCUUCUGGGGUCUCCCAUCUCUGCACAGCGAGUCUCUUCACCCUACCGUUCUUGGCCAACGUGGCCGUUCCUCCAUGUUUGUAUUCUUCAAUGGCAUUACAAAUACAUCUAUAUCCCAGGAAUCCCAAGUACUUCCACCUCCCCAACCUCUGUCCUUGCCUAAUACCCAAGCUCUACCCUUGCCUCAAACCCUGCCCUAAGGUCAGUCCCCACAUCUCACUCAGGUCCAGUCCCACGAUCAACAUCAAUCUCCACUCCCAGCCCUACUACCUAGUCCUCUAUUCCUGAUUAGGAUCUGUGGAGUGUGUUUUCAUAGUUCCUAGAAUGAGGCAUGGUCUCUUACGCCAUCUGAAAUUAAUCUUCUGGAGUGUAACGUGUUGCAGAAAGUGCAGGAAAGUGUGUGGGGAGAGCCUAGGUCAGAAACAAGUUGAAAAUGCCCUGACAGUACAUUUGAGCAAGAAGUUUGAGGAAAUCAAUGAGGGUCGAAUGCCUGGGACUAUGCAUAGUUCAUGGCAUUCAGUCAAGCAGUCAAUGUCUCUUGCUGAGGAAUCCCACAGCCAAAUAAAACAUCGAAAUAUGGCAGCAUUGGUGAGUGAGGACCAUGGCGUUGAUACUUCCCAGGAGAUUUCUUUCCUUAGCUCCAACAAACAAAAGAUGUUUGAAACUCAUAUUAAAUCUUCCCAUAUGAAGAUGCUGUGGGGCGUUCCCCACAAGGUCCUGGAAUACAUGGAAAUCUUCAAAUUGAAAGAGGACCUUUCCAAUUCCUUUUCCCAUUUCAAUUUUCCCUCCUCAGCCACCUUCAUUUCUUGGGGAGAUACCAAAGAUGGGGUCUCUAACUCUAAUAGACAAAGCACUUUCCAAGGAGGAAAGUUGGGAACAACAAGCUCAGUCCCUGUCCUCGAUAAUUCUCAUCAUGUCACCUCACCUGUUGGCAAAGAAAAACCGGAGACUCUAGGAAGACAAUUUACUGAUGCUGACCAUGACCUUAUAGAGACAGAUUCUAAAGAUGGGGCCUCCAUGCCCCUUAGAAAAGGCACUACAGAUUUUCAAGGAGAAAAGUUAGAAACAACAAGCUCAUUCUCCACCCUGGGUCAUCCUCAACUGGUCUCCUCACCUAUUGAUGAAGAAAAGCAGGAGACCCUGAAAAGAGAAUUCGCUGAUACUGACAAUGAUCUUACAGAAAGUGUCCCAACAACUGAGGAUGGCGGACAGACUUUUCUGUCCCCCGCACACAGCAUCAUAGACGAAGUCAGUCAGAAACAGACUAUACUGGCCAGUAGGUGCAGCACAGAGCUGCCCAUAAUGCAAGCUGGAGUUGGCCGUGAGUCAAGGGAUGAGAGGAGUGCCAGUAAUGUUAACAGGCUUCAGGGCAGUAGAAAGACCUUUCCUGUCACCAAUGGGUCGAAGGAGAUGUUCAAGGAAGAGGAGAGCUGUGCUCUUCAAUCACAAAAUAGGAACAACUUGACAUCCAGCAAGUCAGGAAGCUGCUUAGAGACAAAUGUAAAAACAAGCACAUCUCAUGAAACUGAAAUUUUCCCACCAAGAGUAUCAGUUCCCCAAGAUCCUAUAUCAUAUCUUAAAAAUCAGAUGCUGAGUCAGUUAAAGUUGGUCCAGAGAAAGGAUAGCCAACUUCAGAGCCAUUUCACUGACAUGUCUCUUGCCUUAGAUAACUUGAGUUCCAAGGACUUACUGACUCAUCCCCAGGGCAUUUCAAGUCGGGACAUGGAAACUUCCCAGGUGCUGCAUGUCCACUUGGAGGACAGAGGGAUCUGUGCGGCACAGCAGCAGGAACCCAUCCCUACCCAUGUCUUACAGAAAUGCCAAGUUAAGAAUUUUUCACCAGUUACAAAGAGAGUGAGCCCUCUAAGACCCAAGGGAGGAGAGGUUGGUGGAGGGGAUGCAGGGUUCGGGACAUCCCAACUAUCCCAACUCAGGAGAAAGAGCCACGCUAUUGAUAACAAGACAUCAAGGGAGUUGCUUGGGAGCAAAUCUUCCCUAACCUUGAAAACACAGCCUCCUCCUGAAAACCUUUUCAGAAAGUGGAUGAAGACCUUUUUGCAGCAGUUUAAUAAACCCAACAUAACAUAUGAAGAACAAGAAAGUUCCCAGGCAAAGGAUAGCUCCCUGUCAUCAUCUGUGCAGAAUAGAGGUCGAGUUACAAGUAGAGCUGCUUUUACUGGGACUACUGAAGCUCAGAAAAUUAGGAAAGACACUGGGGAGUUCCUGAAGCUGUGGCAUAGGCAUGGGAUAGAUGUCACCUGUCCCCAAGAGCCCCUUGCCUCCCCAGUAUAACUUGGGAAAGCUAAGCAUGGGCCAGAUGUGGAGGGCAGAGCAGAGCCUGUCCAAGGCUAUCCCCACAACUGCACAGCUCCCUCCCGCAAAGUGACAUGUACCAAAUCCUGCAGCCAACAAGCUAUCUUCGUUGGCCAGAAUUAUCCUAUAAUGAUUAAACAGAUCAUAGACAAGUACAGACAGCCCGAGAAAGUUGAGGCAUUUAAGGGGAAGAUAUUGUGUCAAAGCCAUCCCCCAUCCAUGCCCCACAGGAAGCCUAUGCCACAUUCAAACCCCACUUGUUGGUGUCAUGUCACCCUGGUGUGUCCAGCUGUCCCAACCAGUGCUAAAAGCACUGUGUUCAGUGAUGUGCCUUUACCAACUGGACAGAAAACGCUUCCGAAGCAUUUCCAGAGAGGAAAAUUUUCCCCCACAAAAUAAUUCACUCCUUGUUGAGAACCUUGA